UUCUGCUCUCGAUUCUCCCGCUUCUCCGUGAAAUGAACCCCGCGCGGGGGGCAGGUGAUGGGUUCUGGGUUUUUGUGGGCAGCUUCGCUUCGCAAUGCGUGCUGGGAGUAGGGGAGUGACGCGGGUUUGAUGACCGAUGAGAUGCAAACGGGUCGAAGAGAAGCGGGUGAUGAUGUGCUUCCGAAAGUAAAUUGGUCGCAGCAUGCGAGUGCCCACGAGAAUUUUUCCGACCAAUCUAAGUUUUUGAGCUCGAAUUUCCUCUACUCAAUACCAAACCAGAAGCCUCCCCUUGAAGAAUCAAUGGGCUCGAGGUCGAUGGUCUUCUCCAUGGUAAAUCCCCAACGAUUACCCAGUAACCAAGUCGAGAAGGCUUGGCAUGCUCUUUCCAGUCUUCAGAUAUCUUCUAGGACAUACAUAACAUCUGGGAAGACUUUGCCGGUCAAGGAUGAUCAUGCUGACCUUUCUGAUAAAGUUAGCGGAACUGUCUUAAAGAACUCAACCAAUAGCAAAGAGCAUUCUUGGAAAAGCGAUAAGAAGUUAAAUGGAUUGUCGACUGCCAGGAUUGAUGCGUCAAAUAAUUAUAUGUCAAAUCCGGUUGUUUCGGCCCAUUAUGAGGCUGCAGAAGGGGGACGUCCAGCUGGGCAUAGUAAAAAUGGCACUUUAGGGGUGAAUAAAGCACGUUGUGAAGUUUUUGCAGCAGCAGUAAACAGGGACAGCAUGCCUAAUGCACAAAUGAAAUCAUCAGGGAGAGUUUUGUCUGAUGAGCUAGAUGACGAUGACAUUCUUGAGAGUAUUGAUGUCGACCAGAUAGUAAUGGAGCAUUAUCAAUCCACUUCGACACCUCAACCAUCAAUGCAUAAGCUUCCACCCAUAACUCCAAAUGUCGAAAAGAAUAGUUUACGACAAGAUGAAAGUUGUUUGCCUGAGGAGCUGCGUUCGAAUUGCAGUCAUGGGUUGAAGCUAGGCCUUUGCCCAGACGCUGCACAUCAUUUGAAGGAAAUGAAGGACAAUUUAAUUGCAAUAUCCAACGAGCUCCUUGACAACAUGACUGAACUAACUCCAGAAGUGGUGGAGAAGCUUCGUCAUGAUAGGUCACACCUCAAUAGGCAAAUUCAGCAGCUUGAGAAUCAUCUUCGUUCUCUUACGAUGGAUGAGGAAAGGAGAAAGUCUCAUUUUUCUGCAUCUGCAGCGCCUCCGACGUCUUCCCUACAUGAAACACCUCGAGCAUUUGGAUCUAGGGUAGAACCUUUUAGACUAGAAGCCCAUGUUCAUCCACACAAUGAGCCUGGCGGUUAUGACAGAUGGAACUCGCCAUCAGUUUCUUUCACUUCAGAUAGGUUUCCUGUUUCAUCAGGUCCUGUGGAUAGAGAUCCAUACAUUCAAAAGCCUUUGGACGUUAAUUAUAUUGAAGGUUCAAUUGACAAAAAGUGGAGCAGCAGGAGCUUCCCGUGGACAAAAAGCUUGGAGGAUCACAACAAAAAAGUAUUUGGGAACCAUUCUUUCCGCCCAAACCAACAAGAAAUUAUAAAUGCCACAAUGAGUAGAUAUGAUGUUUUUGUUUUAAUGCCAACUGGAGGUGGAAAAAGCUUGACAUACCAGCUUCCAGCUCUAAUAUGUCCAGGGGUGACAUUAGUUAUCUCACCCCUUGUUUCGCUUAUUCAAGAUCAAAUAAUGCAUUUGUUGCAGGCUAACAUACCUGCUACUUACUUAAGUGCUAACAUGGACUGGAGUGAACAGCAGGAGAUCCUUAGAGAACUCAAUUCUGAUUAUUGCAAAUACAAGCUCCUAUAUGUCACGCCUGAGAAGGUUGCCAAAAGUGACGUCUUGUUGCGGCACUUGGAAAGUUUACAUGCUCGUGAACUUCUUGCUAGGAUUGUCAUUGAUGAAGCUCAUUGUGUGAGCCAAUGGGGUCAUGAUUUUAGACCCGACUAUCAGGGUCUUGGUAUUCUGAAGCAGAAGUUCCCCAGCACUCCAGUGUUAGCUUUAACUGCUACUGCAACAGCCAGUGUCAAAGAAGAUGUUGUCCGCGCGCUUGCUCUUGUCAACUGCAUUAUUUUCCGGCAGAGUUUUAAUCGUCCAAAUUUAUGGUAUGUUGUCGUUCCAAAGACAAAAAAGUGUCUGGAGGACAUAGACAAAUUCAUUAAAGAAAAUCAUUUUGAUGAAUGCGGGAUAAUUUAUUGUCUCUCAAGAAUGGACUGCGAGAAAGUUGCCGAAAAGUUACAGGAGUAUGGACAUAAAGCAGCAUUUUACCAUGGGAGCAUGGAUUCUGCCCUACGAGCAUUUGUCCAAAAGCAGUGGAGCAAAGAUGAGAUCAACAUAAUCUGUGCCACAGUGGCAUUUGGAAUGGGUAUCAACAAGCCAGAUGUCCGCUUUGUAAUUCAUCAUUCCCUCCCUAAAUCAAUUGAAGGUUAUCACCAGGAAUGCGGUCGUGCUGGACGAGAUGGUCAGCGUUCGUCUUGCGUGUUGUACUACAGUUACAGUGAUUAUAUUCGUGUAAAACAUAUGAUUAGCCAAGGAGUAGUAGAGCAAAGUCCAUUCUCAAAUGGUUAUAACCGUAUCAAUACGGCGAAUUCAGGAAGGAUACUUGAAACAAAUACUGACAAUCUGCUGCGCAUGGUCAGUUACUGUGAAAAUGAUGUUGACUGUCGACGUCUCCUGCAGCUUGUUCAUUUUGGAGAAAAAUUUGAUUCCAAUAAUUGCAGAAAAACGUGCGACAAUUGUCUCAAGAUCAAAAAUUUUGUUGAGAAGGAUGUGACUGAGAUUGCAAAGCAAUUGGUUGAGUUGGUGAAGUUGACAGGGCAGCAGUUUUCUUCAGCUCACAUAUUAGAAGUUUACAGGGGUUCUUUGAGUCAAUAUGUCAAAAAGCAUCGGCAUGAAAAGUUGAAUUUGCAUGGAGCCGGGAAACAUCUAGCAAAGGGAGAAGCUUCCCGUGUGCUACGGCAUCUUGUUACUGAAGAUUUACUGGUGGAGGAUGUUAGAAAAAGUGACCUUUAUGGAUCUUUGUCAUCAAUAUUGAAGGUGAAUGAAUCCAAGGCUUACAAUCUUUGCUCUGGGGGGCAAUCUAUCAUACUGAGAUUUCCUUCCGUGGCAAAGAUGUCUAAGUCUAAGAAAUCUGAUGUAACUCCUGCCAAAGGAUUGUUGACAUCUGGGAAAUUGAGUCCUCAAAGAGACAGUCCUAGUCCUGCUCAACCUCAAGCUCAAGGAGAUCUGAUUUUGUCAGCCAAAUUAUACACUUCAUUGCGUAUGCUACGGACUAUUCUCGUUAGGGAAGCUGGGGAUGGGGUCAUGGCAUAUCACAUAUUUGGCAAUGCUACGCUUCAGCAUAUCAGCAAAAGAGUUCCCAGAACAAAGGAAGAACUGCUUGAAAUCAAUGGCAUUGGCAAGGCAAAGGUAAGCAAGUAUGGAGAUCGGUUGCUAGAAACCAUAGAAACCACCAUCAGGGAAUACCAAGGAACAGAUAAUAGAAACAGCAGCAGUAGCAACGAUAGUAUGGAUUCCAUGAAAAGGAGAAGAGAGGCAAAUGGAGGCGCGAAACCUAAUUAUGAAGAGGAUGAUGAUUUCACGAGAAGCACUGGUCGCUCAAAGAAAAGAGCCACGGUAAUUGAGGCCCAAAAUCACAAUAAUCGAGAUGUCAAAGAGCCAGGGGAUGACAUUGCAUGUAUAGAUGAUUUGGAUUUUGAGGAUUCUGACUUUGAUGUCGAUGUUGAUGUGUCGAACGUUAACAGUGCAGGGAGAAUGCUGCCUUCAUGGUCAAAGUCCUGAGGGUUUCGACAUUGAUAUAAGCUCUUAAGAUUAUAAGUUGAAAGAGGAAAACCCAGACAUCUAGUGCAGUUUGAGAUUUGGGCUGUUCGGAUCAAUAGUUUCUGUGCUAAUAUAAGAGCAAUAGCAAUAUGUUCGCUAGUGGAAGCAAGUUUUAGUGCCUUAUCUUGGCUAUUCUUCUUCAAUCUAAGUUUGUGGCAAUCUCAGAGGAAAUGAAAUUGCUCUUCACAUAGGUGAAAUACUGAACGAUACCCACAAAGAGGUGUAAUUUUUCAAUAUGUGCACUUGUUAACUUUUGUUUCAGUGCAUUGACAGAUCGGGUUCAGUUCAGUGGUGGUGUGAAACACUGGGCCUUUCUGUGUGCUGACUCGACAGAUUUCUUCCUAUGAAAAGCGGAAUCGUUCGAAGAUGGAGAAUGUACAGCAUGGGAAUUCAGACAGGUUUAAACAAUUAUUAUGUUUGUAUUGACUAACUCACAGAGCAUAUUGAGCUUGCUAGUCAAUAGUAUGUAUAUAUUUGAUUGGUUUUUGUAAUACAAUGGGCGGUGAACUUUUAUGUAAUGUCAAAUUCGAACA
Molecule: messenger RNA, 4334 nt
Organism: Syzygium oleosum
Lineage: Eukaryota; Viridiplantae; Streptophyta; Magnoliopsida; Myrtales; Myrtaceae
Product: ATP-dependent DNA helicase Q-like 4A
Exons: 25
Coding region: 130-3762 (1210 amino acids)
Biological process (GO): double-strand break repair via homologous recombination; DNA replication
Cellular component (GO): nucleus; cytoplasm; chromosome
Molecular function (GO): nucleic acid binding; 3'-5' DNA helicase activity; ATP binding
Source: RefSeq, a predicted model, not a curated record